This is a messenger RNA of Cheilinus undulatus (humphead wrasse), 2419 nucleotides long. RefSeq names its product syntaxin binding protein 2 (gene stxbp2). The transcript has 20 exons. Gene Ontology annotation, molecular function: syntaxin-3 binding. The coding region runs from base 167 to 1840 and encodes 557 amino acids. Gene Ontology annotation, biological process: neurotransmitter secretion; vesicle-mediated transport; intracellular protein transport. Gene Ontology annotation, cellular component: plasma membrane; secretory granule. The record is from RefSeq and is a predicted model, not a curated record. NCBI's taxonomy places the organism in Eukaryota, Metazoa, Chordata, Actinopteri, Labriformes, Labridae.
GCGGUGGUAGGGGAAACUCUUCUAUCACCAAGACCCCAUAGGGUCUGUUUAAUGACGAGAUGUGACACAAAUUUCUGACUACUAUGAACCUCCACAAGAGAUCCUUAAUGGGGUAAUCAAAAGUGUAAAGAAGGAUGGAGAGUGGAAGGUGCUUAUUGUGGAUCACAUGAGUAUGCGGAUUCUGUCCUCUUGCUGCAAGAUGUCAGAUAUUUUGGCAGAGGGAGUGACCAUUGUGGAGGACAUCAAUAAACGAAGGGAGCCCAUCUCAAGCUUGGAAGCCAUUUAUUUGAUUUCACCUGUGGAGAAAUCUGUUCAUGCUCUCAUCAACGACUUCAAAGAUUCUGCCUUUACUUAUAAAGCAGCACACAUCUUCUUCACCAACACUUGUCCAGACAGUCUUUUUGCAGAGAUUGGAAGAUCUAGAGUUGCAAAAGUUGUCAAGACAUUAAAAGAGAUCAAUGUUGCUUUCCUGCCAUAUGAGUCUCAGGUAUUCUCUUUGGAUGAUCCAACCUCCUUGUACUCCUUCUAUAGUUCUAAGCCAAAUGAAGGAAAGGACAAAAUGAUGGAAAAUCUGGCAGAGCAGAUCGCAACCCUGUGUGAUACUCUUAAGGAGUACCCUGCAGUCAGAUACCGCAAGGGUCCAGAGGAGAAUGCUCGACUAGCUGAGGAGGUCUACCAGCGCCUAACUGCUCAUAAAGCAGACAACCCAAGCAUGGGAGAGGGUGCAGAUAAGGCACAGUCCCAGUUGCUGAUUGUUGACCGUGGGUUUGAUCCCAUCUCGCCCAUUCUUCAUGAGUUGACCUUGCAGGCAAUGGCUUAUGACUUGCUAGAUAUCAAACAAGACAUCUACAGUUAUCAGACAACUGGCAUCGGGAAUGCAAAUGAUAGAGAAGUGUUAUUGGAUGAAGAUGAUGAGCUCUGGGUUCAGCUUAGACAUAUGCACAUUGCAGAUGUCACCAAGAAAGUGACAGAGCUACUUCGCACCUUUUGUGAGAGCAAGAGAAUGUGCACUGACAAUGCCAACAUUAAAGAUCUCUCUCAGAUGUUGAAGAAGAUGCCACAGUAUCAGAAGGAGCUGAGCAUGUAUUCGACUCACCUGCACCUCGCCGAAGCCUGUAUGAAGAAAUUCAAGGCCUCUCUUGAUAAGCUUUGUGAAGUUGAACAGGACCUGGCAAUGGGAGCAAAUGCAGAAGGGGAACCUCUUAGGGAUGCAAUGAAGAGCAUUGUUCCUGUGCUCCUCAACAAUGAAACUGAGGCUUACGACAAGAUCCGCAUCAUACUGCUGUAUAUAUUCCACAAGAAAAAAGGCAUCGGGGAGGAGAACCUUGCCAAACUUAUUCAGCAUGCAAACAUUCAAGCAGACAGCAACCUCAUCAACAACCUGCAGAACCUGGGCUGUAUCAUAACAGCUGGGGGCCGCAAUGCUGGAAACCCCCUUCCAGAGCGAAAGGAGCGCACAGAGAGCACAUAUCAGCUCUCAAGAUGGACACCCACCAUCAAGGACAUAAUGGAGAAUGCCAUAGAGAACAAACUGGACAAAAAACAGUGGCCAUACAUUGCUGAUCCACCUUCUAUCAGCACUGCUCCGACUGCAGUAAGCAGUGCACGUUUUGGACACUGGCACAAAAACAAAUCCCCAGCAGAAUAUCGCUCUGGCCCUAGGCUUAUCAUAUUCGUGAUUGGUGGGGUGUCACACUCAGAGAUGCGCUCUGCCUAUGAAGUCACUCGGGCCACUGAUGGGAAAUGGGAAGUGUUGAUCGGGUCAUCUCACAUCUUGACUCCAACCAGUUUCCUUAACGACCUGAAGAGUCUGGACCAAGUACCAAAUCCUGAUUGUUAGUUUAACCCUGGUCAGGGUUAAGUUGUCCAUUUGAAAUGGUUGUUGGCUGGUCUUCUGUUAUAGCAUCACUCUUGUUUGAAGUGAAAAAUAAAAAAGAACUCUGUUUAUAUUUGAUGUUACCAUGGAAGGAAACAUUUGUGAUUCUGCUUUUGUUUUAGAUGUUCUUGAUGUUGUUUUGUUGUAAAAUGGGUUAUGUAUACUGCCAUGAUUUAAACUAUUGAGAUAUUUAAUAAGAUGUCAGAUUUUAUGUUGCUAUUCUUAAGAGUCUUUUCUAAUGAUAUCACUGGAUGUAUUUAAUUUCCCUAAAUUUCUACUAUACACUGGAUCGUUACACAGAGAAAAUGUUAUUCUAGUCUAAUGUGGAUGUAUAGGUGUCAAUUCUGUGACCUGAAGUUUGUAAGCUUUUAUUUCCAGGUACAUUCCUUUUUUUGUUUUUGGACAAUUCUGUCUCAGACAAAAUGGCUCACCUGCUGUCUUAUGAAAUCUUGCACAUUUAGAAUUUAAUAUAUUGCUUUGAAAAAGUAUGUAUUUGUUUCUCUACAAGAAUUCCUAAUAAAAGAAACAUAUAUUCUCUUUAAA